This is a messenger RNA of Euleptes europaea (tarantolino), 1407 nucleotides long. RefSeq names its product forkhead box protein J1.2-like. The record is from RefSeq and is a predicted model, not a curated record. Gene Ontology annotation, molecular function: sequence-specific DNA binding; DNA-binding transcription factor activity. Lineage: Eukaryota; Metazoa; Chordata; Lepidosauria; Squamata; Sphaerodactylidae. Gene Ontology annotation, biological process: regulation of DNA-templated transcription.
AUGAAGGUGAACACGAACCCUGGCUCGACCGCGGCCACCUGGACACCCUUGGAAACAGGAUCGUUCAUCCCCAGGGAGCCGCUUCCCAAAGAGGCGGGCAGCUGUGAGGCCCCCCUGGCAAACAGAGCGCAGGUAACCCAAUCCAGCCGGGGGGGUGGGGGGGAGGCCAGCAACAGCAUCCCUUUUGUCUCGGCCCCUGCAGGAGAUCUAACCGAAGCAGUCUUUCUUACCCACCCACCCUUUCUUUGCUUCCCAGUGGGAGAAAGCAGGGCCCGGCAGGGCUCAGGGCUACGGAGCAUGGCCAGCCGCAGGUUGCCCAUGGUCCAGCGGAAGGAGGAGCAGCUGGACUCAAGAGCUUGGAAGGAUGGCGACGGGGCCGGGACCCUGGACGACAGCCUCACCAGCCUCCAGUGGCUCCAGGAGUUCUCCUUCCUCCCUGCUGACCCCGAGGCCUCCUCUGCCUCUGGCCAGCCUGGCCCCUCGAGGGUCCUUCAGGGCUCCUGCGGCCCAGCCAGCCCCCCGGCCGGAGACACAGCCGCCAAGGGGAUGCCCCCGAGCAUGGGCAAGCCCACCUCCUCCAGCACCAGCUUCUGGCGGCCCCCCGCCCCUGCUUCCGAAACAGCCGACUAUAAGACUGAUGCCCGGGUGAAGCCCCCCUACUCCUAUGCCACCCUCAUCUGCAUGGCCAUGCGGGCCAGCAAAGAGGCCAAGCUCACCCUCUCCGCCAUCUACACCUGGAUCAUAGAGAACUUCUGCUACUACCGCCAUGCGGAUCCCAGCUGGCAGAACUCCAUCCGGCACAACCUGUCCCUGAACAAGUGUUUCCAGAAGGUGCCGCGGGGAAAGGAUGAGCCGGGCAAGGGGGGCUUCUGGCAGAUCAACCCCCAGUACGCAGACACGCUCAUCAAUGGUGGGUUCCCACGGAAACGAAUGCCAGCCCUCCCCUCCGCUGCUGCAAGCACCAGAGGAGACAGCCUGCUGAGCGGGACAUGCAUGCAGGCACCACUGCUGCGUCCCAGCAAAGCCGCCAGGAGGGCCCCUUCCUCUCCUAUGGUAGAGAUCAGCAGGGAGACGGCCGUUCUGCCGAGCAACCUCAGCUGGGUCCCAGGGCUGGAGGGGACCUUUGCAGCUGCCGGCGAAGACGAAGUGGAGCUCGCCACGGCCCUUUGCGCUCUGGCCCCGGCGGAGGAAGACAUGGCUUCCCUCUCCCACCCUCUGCCUCUCGACGCUCUGAGCAAACGGGGUCCCCCAGUGGAGGAGGAGGACCUGGUGUUGCGCUUGGAGCCGCUGACCGAGCCAUGGGAGGAAGCGGGAGAGGAGCCGGCCCUGGGAGCCAGCUGGGGCCUUGAGGAAGACCCUUGCUUUGCCGAGAGCUUCCUGGUUGAGAUACAGCCCUGGGAAGUGUGA